GCGAGCAGGGAGCGCAGCCUGGGCCCCGCAGCCUCCGCCCCGCAGUCCGCAGCCCGCAGCCCGCAGCCCGCAGCCCGCAGCCCGGUCCCCGCCGCCCCCGGGGCAUGGCCUGUCUGAUGGCCGCUUUCUCGGUCGGCACCGCCAUGAAUGCCAGCAAUUACUCUGCAGCAAUGACGGAGCCCAAGUCAGUGUGUGUGUCAGUGGAUGAGGUGGUGUCCAGCAACAUGGACUCUGCUGAGACGGACCUGCUGAACGGGCACCUGAAAAAAGUGGACAACAGCCUCACGGAGGCCCAGCGAUUUUCCUCCUUGCCCCGGAGGGCAGCUGUGAACAUUGAAUUCAAGGACCUUUCCUAUUCCGUUCCAGAAGGACCCUGGUGGAGGAAGAAAGGAUACAAGACCCUUCUGAAAGGAAUUUCUGGGAAAUUCAGCAGUGGAGAGCUGGUUGCCAUCAUGGGUCCUUCUGGGGCUGGGAAGUCCACACUCAUGAACAUCCUGGCGGGGUACAGGGAGACUGGCAUGAAAGGGGCCGUCCUCAUCAACGGCAUGCCCCGGGACCUGCGCUGCUUCCGGAAGGUGUCCUGCUACAUUAUGCAGGACGACAUGCUGCUGCCUCACCUCACCGUGCAGGAGGCCAUGAUGGUGUCAGCACAUCUGAAGCUUCAGGAGAAGGAUGAAGGCAGAAGAGAGAUGGUCAAGGAGAUACUAACAGCGCUGGGCUUGCUGUCUUGUGCCAAUACACGAACCGGGAGCCUCUCAGGUGGCCAGCGGAAACGGCUGGCCAUUGCCCUGGAGCUGGUCAACAACCCCCCAGUCAUGUUCUUCGAUGAGCCCACCAGUGGCCUGGACAGCGCCUCCUGCUUCCAGGUGGUGUCCCUGAUGAAAGGGCUGGCUCAGGGAGGGAGGUCCAUCAUCUGCACCAUCCACCAGCCCAGCGCCAAGCUCUUCGAGCUGUUCGACCAGCUUUAUGUCCUCAGUCAAGGACAAUGUGUGUAUCGGGGGAAAGUCUCAAACCUUGUACCAUAUUUGAGAGAUUUAGGUCUGAACUGCCCAACCUACCACAACCCAGCAGAUUUUGUCAUGGAGGUGGCGUCUGGCGAGUACGGAGACCAGAACAGCCGCCUGGUGAGAGCAGUCCGGGAGGGCAUGUGUGACGCUGACUACAAGAGAGAGCUCGGGGGCGAUGCUGAGGUGAACCCUUUCCUUUGGCACCGGCCCUCCGAAGAGGACUCCGCCUCCGUAGAGGGCUGUCACAGUUUCUCGGCCAGCUGCCUGACCCAGUUCUGCAUCCUCUUCAGGAGGACCUUCCUCAGCAUCAUGCGGGACUCGGUCCUGACGCACCUGCGCAUCACGUCACACAUCGGCAUCGGCCUCCUCAUCGGCCUGCUCUACCUGGGCAUUGGGAACGAAGCCAAGAAGGUCUUGAGCAACUCGGGCUUCCUCUUUUUCUCCAUGCUGUUCCUCAUGUUCGCAGCCCUCAUGCCCACCGUCCUGACGUUCCCCCUGGAGAUGGGGGUGUUUCUUCGGGAGCACCUGAAUUACUGGUACAGCCUGAAGGCCUACUACCUGGCCAAGACAAUGGCCGACGUGCCCUUCCAGAUCAUGUUCCCCGUGGCCUACUGCAGCAUCGUGUACUGGAUGACGGCCCAGCCCUCCGACGCUGUGCGCUUCGUCCUGUUCGCGGCCCUGGGCACCAUGACCUCCCUGGUGGCCCAGUCCCUAGGCCUGCUGAUCGGAGCUGCCUCCACGUCCCUGCAGGUGGCAACAUUUGUGGGACCCGUGACAGCCAUCCCUGUCCUCCUCUUCUCGGGGUUCUUCGUCAGCUUCGACACCAUCCCCACAUACCUGCAGUGGAUGUCCUACAUCUCCUAUGUCAGGUACGGGUUCGAAGGGGUCAUCCUGUCCAUCUACGGCCUGGACCGGGAGGACCUGCACUGUGACACGGAUGAGACGUGCCACUUCCAGAAGUCAGAAGCCAUCCUGAGGGAGCUGGACGUGGAGAAUGCCAAGCUGUACCUGGACUUCAUCGUCCUGGGCGUUUUCUUUGUCACACUGCGCCUCGUGGCCUAUUUUGUCCUGAGGUACAAAAUCCGGGCCGAGAGGUAAAGCAGCCGGACGACGGCAAGAGGAAAAGUGGACAUCGUGGCCAAGGGCACUGUCGAGUUGUGGCAGCGAGGCCAUGCCCAGGGACACAGGGACUCCUCCAGCCCCGCCCUGGGGAGCACGUCUGGCCCGUAGGUGGCUCAGUUUCUUUGCCCAGCUGGGUUGGGUCUUCUCAUCGUAUUUUCCUUUCUAGCUUUACCUAGGAAGAUGUAGAUAGGUUGGGGGGGUUUUACACGCAGAAUUUAAAAUAACACACUGGGGCAGAGUUUAAAACUGCAUCACAGCUGGUGACGAGAAGCUUCCUCAGUAACAUUCUUCCUAAGACCAGGCCCCGGCAGGCCUGGGCAGUGGAUCGUGAGCGACUCUUCAGCUGAUCCCCGUGCCUCAAGGUGUCACGGGACAGAAGGGCCACGCGUGGAGGGAGGCCAUUCAUGACUGUUGCUUUUCAUAGUUUCAUUUCUAAGGUUUGUCUCUUUUCCACCGAGAAGUCAUGUUCCAAGCCCAAAGUCUUUAAAUUUCAUUCAUUUUAAGAAAUUGUUCCUUUUUUAGUACUUGUUGAAGGAAAUAUGAUCCUUUGUUUAAAGGGUUUACCUGAUCACUGACCUGGUUUGCGGUAUGAACAGAACUUUCGAAAGAUUCAAACCCAGUUUCCAGGUUGAGGGAAGACUUUGGCCCCAUCUUCACUGAGCCCCAAUGAAAUUUUAAACAUUAUGCAAAAAGUCAUAAGAUGAAAUUGGCUCUUUCAAAGUCUUUUAUUUUCCACAUGAUUCUUAUUUUAAGCAAAAUAUAUUAUUUCUUUCUAACUGAUCACUCUAAUUUUGCCUAAGAAAUUUCUAGAUCAGCUAUGUUGGUCUGUAAAAACAAUUUCCCUUUCUUCCUAUAUCACAUCAACUACCUCCACUGAACCUGGAAAAACUGGGCUUAGGGAAAUUUGGGGUAUGACCCUGAGGAUGGGGUCUGCAGGUGCAGCCAGCCAAGGACAGGUGAGCCAAGUGCCCAAGAAGGCAAGAUGCCAGCCAAAUGGCACCAGGAUUCGAGAGCCUUGUGUGAAGUCAGUAAAGACGUUAGUGCACGGAGGCCUCUGUGAUUUUAUCAAACAUUGAGCAGUGCAUCUAGAGCUGUGGGUGACCCCCCGCCGCCCCGCCCGGGUCUGGUCCCUGUGACCUCUCAGCAACACCACCUCCAUGCUGGGCUUGUACAGACUUUGGGCUCUGGGGGCCCUUGUCUCCUCUGACAUAAUCACACAAGCAGAAUCUCUAGGGCAGGAGUGGUGGGCACAACUUUGGACCAAGUGGCCUUUGAGUUCAUAAAGAAGCUGCCCUUGUCCUUGUCAGCUCUCCGAGGCAGUUUGGUUGCAAGGCCAGAGAAGUUCAUCUGUAGGAAAGGGCAGCUGCCUUCUUCCAGAACAUCGUUAUCCUAGAAUCAGGCUCUGCUAGUGAAAGAUUGCAUUUUUGUGGACAAAUCCAUUAACCUUUCUGAGCCACGGCUUUCUCCUGUAAAUAGUUGCACAGAUCGUGUUCAAGGCCAUGUUCAGCUCUAGAAGACUGGGAGAUUCCUAGGUUGUGUCCCUGGAGCUCUUAUUUCCUACCUUUAGGGAAUGAAAAGGGUCUGAAUUUACUCCCCUGUGGGAUUUAGUUUGCAAAUGCUUAGAGAUUCCUUUUACAUGCCCAGAUCUUUUUUAGUAAACUCCAUUGAGAUAUGUAUUCAAAUGCAAUUUUAAGUUUGUUUGUUGUACACAGUUACAUCAUUGCUUUGCACAUUAAGUUUUAAACCAGGGUCAAACAGCCUUUAUAAAAAGUUUUCAUUUAAUUUCAAAAUAGAUCUAGCCUGUAAGACAUUACAUGAGGGAAGCCCUCCCUUAGGAGCAGCCUGAUGGAGCAUAGAACCAGGGAGAGGACAGAGUCCUCCACAAGGCCUCAGAAUUGCAUCAGGGAGGUCAGUGUUGAGAGCACCCUUCUCUUUGGGAGAGCUUCCCUGUUGUGGGUUAGUGUCUUGGGCUCAUGACCCUAACAGGAUCAUGUCUGCCAGGACCUGUGUCACAUGGGGCCAGUAUCCUCACCCCAAAGACAGUGCCCUCUCCUUCCCUGAGCACAUGUUGUGUCUCAGCCAUUUCAGAAGGGAGACUCCUCUAGAUUUAAAAUCUGGUUUCCAAAGGCACCUCAGUCCUCUAAGGAAUUGUUUUCCUAGGAGUUCAUGUUUCCUGCAGUCUGCUUCCCACCUUUGACAGAUUGCACUUACCCCUUAAUAGAUGAGGAACUGGCUGGGAUGCUUUCAAGAGGCAGAUCUUGGGGGCUGGGAGAGGGUUAGGUGGCUACGAGGGAAUGCAUUUGAAAGGUCACACGGCGUUGUUUGUUUUAGAGGUGUUCACUGGAGCAAGGCUGCUCAGCCCAUCCCUCACGCUGCCUCCCUGCAGCAGGAUGGGCAGGGCCCCCGCCUGAGUGUUCUCCUCCUGGUAUUGGCUCAAAUGCUGCUGUUUAGAUUCCCAGAGGUUUUCCCUGCUUUCUGUUUUAGAGUAGAAGCUAAAAUGCCUUAUUCUAGUGACCUAAGAUAACAUCCAAGCAAGUGACCAUUCCCCCACAGUGUGGUGGGAGCAGUUCGGCCACACUCUUUCUUCCAUACGCUGCAGUUUGAACCCAGGCCGACUCCUCAGAUCUGACACGUCUAGUAACUUCUGUAUGUAAUGACCUACAUGUUCCUUUCAUCUCUGAUGGAGUGUCUUCAUUUAAAGGAAGGAAUCAGGCUUAGAUAAAAGCUACACAGCUGCCCCUGUUGUUAGAGGUGGAAACAGAGAAGCCCAGAGUGGGCGCUGUGCAGCGAGACCCGUCCGGAGGCCCCAGCGAGGCUGCACCAGCUCCGAGCCCUCCGUGCCUUCCUCUCUUCUCUCACUGAACUUCAACUAGAGAAUUCUCCAAACGUUCCGGGCCAGUGGCAUGGGAAGCCACACUAGGACAGAGAGCAGCCAUGUGAGGAUAUUACACAGUGGACAAAUUGCUCAAAUGGAUUAUGUCACCUGGGGGUGGCGCCUUCCCGACCAGGAAAUGGGGCAUCAGCUUUUAGGUGAAAACUCAUCUUAGAAUUUUAGGUUGGGGACAGACCACGUCCACAAGGCUGAAAUCACCUGGCUUGUUCCCAUGAGAAGGGAAACGUGAGGGUCCCGCUGCUGCUGGGUGCCUUAGGACCCCUCUGUUCAUUUGCUCAUGCGUCAAACCCCGCUGGCUUGUCUCUCUGGUCUGGUGCUGGCUCAGCCCUGGGGGACUCUCCAGGGCCUGCCCUCAGGUGUGACAGGUGGGGACUGUGUGGCCCUCUGCUUAGCUCUGCCUACUGUGUGGAUGUGGAGGUUGAGGCUGGAGAUGCAGAGCCAGGGAAGGGAGGGGCUGGACUUGCAGCCCAGGGCUGGCCCCAAAGCCCCUAUUAUUUUGUUCUGCCGAGCUGCCUUCUGUUCCCAGCGUCCGGAUGUACCUGAAUGCUUUGUAAGGCAUGAAGUAAAGAGUAAGUUAGAGGCUACCAGUUAAUUUGUCCUGUCACCAGAUGGCUGAUUGAGAGGGUGGCCUGUGCCCCUCGCCCCUCAGUGGCUGUACGUCUGAGUGUCUACAAGGGGGUGUCGCUAGCUGGCUGGGGGGGCUGACCCUACUGCUAGCCUCAGGGGAGGGGGCGCCCUCCGCCCUCUCCUGGUCCUGGCUUCACAGCAGGUGCUCCUGGGUGCUAACCCAUGUGUGCGUGUACCUCCCUGCUCCCAAGCCACACGCGUGCGCUCCCAGUGUAUCUAAUAGUGUUAUUCUGUGGCACUCCCUCCAUCUCAGUCGACCACCAGCCUCUGAAUCCCCAGUUAUUCUUUACUCCAAGAAGCAAAGAAAAAUCUCCCCUUUCACACGUGUGGUGCGGACAGUGAAGGUGGAGUGAGGACAGGAAGGCUGAAGGAGGCACAGCAGAGGGUGAGGCAGGCGGGCCGGCUGUGCAGGGAGGGUGGCGUGUGCAUGCGAAGUCAGACACUUCUAAGGAUAAAGACUGCUAAUAAAAUGUUUUAUA
Messenger RNA from Nycticebus coucang (slow loris), 6128 nucleotides. It is a transcript of the gene ABCG1, whose product is annotated as ATP binding cassette subfamily G member 1. Gene Ontology annotation, biological process: transmembrane transport; cholesterol homeostasis. The record is from RefSeq and is a predicted model, not a curated record. The coding region runs from base 105 to 2105 and encodes 666 amino acids. Gene Ontology annotation, molecular function: ATP binding; ATP hydrolysis activity; ABC-type sterol transporter activity. Lineage: Eukaryota; Metazoa; Chordata; Mammalia; Primates; Lorisidae. The transcript is spliced from 15 exons. Gene Ontology annotation, cellular component: plasma membrane.